UCUAAUUUAUAUCAAGGCAAUAGUUGUUGCAACUUCUCCUCAGCCUUUUUAACACUGUACAAAUUUAAUUGCUACUCUGCCAGGCUUCAGAAAGCAAAAUCAAUACCAUAUUCAGAUGGCUUUUGGUGUUUGGUGAUCUUAGGACACAUCAGUGAAUUGCUAAUGGGAGAACAGUCAGUUCUGUGUGCUGAUCGUAUCGUCACACCUGAAUCCCUGCACUCGCCGCAAGGUGCCGGGGGCCCUGGAUCAUCAGGGGGCAGUUCUUAUUCUCACAGAGUUGGCCCAUCAACGUUGGGUGAGGGCGAAGAAGAGCCACUAAUUCAGACUGUGGAAUGUCGAAUUUGCCAGGAAGAAGAUAGCCCAAAAAAUUUGGAGAUUCCUUGUAGUUGUAGUGGCAGCUUGAAGUAUGCUCAUAGGAAAUGCGUUCAGAGAUGGUGCAAUGAGAAGGGAGAUAUAACUUGUGAGAUCUGUCACCAGACUUACCGACCUGGAUAUACUGCUCCACCGCCGCCUCCUCCCUCGGAAGAAACUGUCAUUGAUAUCAGUGGUGGUUGGACAGUGGCUGGCACUCAGCUUGACAUAAAUGACCCUCGUCUUCUUUCGAUGGCUGUCAGAGAACGCCAUCUUCAAGAGGCUGAUCAUGACGAAUAUGCUGAUGCAAGUGCUAGCGGAGCUGCAUUUUGUCGUUCUGCUGCUUUAUUUGUGAGCUUCUGCAACUCUAUCUGGCGUAAUUAAACUUCUGCUGUUGUUACUGGCUAAAUGUGUUGUAGUGGUAACGUGGAGCAUGCAUUAGAAACUAUUCUUCUGACUGACAUCAAGAUAAGCAGAUUUAGAAUUUGUCCCGUGGGGAGGAAAACACCUUCUUGAUUUCUUGAUUUUUUCU
Nicotiana tabacum (common tobacco) is the source of this 883-nucleotide messenger RNA. The record is from RefSeq and is a predicted model, not a curated record. NCBI's taxonomy places the organism in Eukaryota, Viridiplantae, Streptophyta, Magnoliopsida, Solanales, Solanaceae.